This is a messenger RNA of Linepithema humile (Argentine ant), 1417 nucleotides long. RefSeq names its product Inositol phosphatase interacting protein. Gene Ontology annotation, cellular component: trans-Golgi network; early endosome; recycling endosome. NCBI's taxonomy places the organism in Eukaryota, Metazoa, Arthropoda, Insecta, Hymenoptera, Formicidae. The record is from RefSeq and is a predicted model, not a curated record. Gene Ontology annotation, biological process: receptor recycling; retrograde transport, endosome to Golgi; endosome organization.
UAUGCAGUUAAAUGCAGUCUUAUCUCAUAGGUGACAUUUUAUAUAUGUAUAUACAGAACGCGUAUGAUGGGAUUGUCAUUUUAUUAUGUGAUAUAAGAUUCAUGCAUUACAUAACAUGAGCUAUAUUGCAGUACAUAAGAACGAUAAUAAAGCCCUUGCAAUAUUUCUUUUGAUCUCUUACGGAUAAAAUAAUCAUAACAUAUAACCUCAAAUAAUAUGAUGAUAUCGCGAGUCCUGUCUAUCAGUAUCAAUUUUCAAUGCUCUUAUCAUUAACAUAAAAACAUAUACCUUUAUACAUUUAAUUGCAAUAUUAAAUUGAUAAGAGAAGAAGGCGCACCUAUACAGCAUAAUCUGAAAAAAUUCAUCUUAAACUGAUUUAAAUCAACGACGAAGUUUGACGUAUAUCAGGUUGCAAAUUAUCGAAAAAUCAAACGAAAAUUUGCCGUUAAAACACCAUGAAAAUUAAUGAGAAAAACAUGGUGGCAUUUGCAACCUCUGCAACACCGGUGGACCGUGAAGGCUGGUUGAAUAAACGCGGCGAAAUGAAUCGUGGAUAUCAAAGGCGAUGGUUUGUUCUUAAAGGAAAUAUAUUAUUCUAUUUCGACCGUCGCGGUGACAAAGAGCCGGUGGGCAUGAUCGUGCUCGAAGGUUGUACAAUCGAGCUAGCGGAGGAUGAAGAGCAGUUUGGCUUCAAAAUAGUUUUUCAUGGACCAAACAACAGAAGUUAUGCCUUGGCAGCAGAAUCUCAGGAAUCUAUGGAACAAUGGAUGAAGGCAUUGGCAUGCGCCAGUUAUGAUUACAUGAAGCUUAUGGUGACAGAGCUGCAACGUCAGUUGGACGCUGUAGAGGAAGAAACAGCAGUCACACCAGUGCAAUCGCCGAAGGCACCACCAAGACAACGGCAUAAUCCAUUUAACAGACCAGACUCUCAUCAUCGUUCCCAGAGCGUCAGAUCAGCGCCUGCCAGGACAGAGAAUGUAGCUAGAACUAGAAUAACUUUCCGUGAGCUCCAUACAGCAUACGGCAGACGAAUCUUGACGGAUCUGAAUGCAUGGAGACACGCGAAGAAGACUACCGAAGCGCCUCUAAUAACUCUGUAGCUUUGUACAUAGUUUGUAAAUACUUGAACAAUUUUAAUGCUAAUGCAAUCCAUUAGCAGGGUUCAACAAGAUAGCUUGUAUCACUCGGACUUUUUAUAGUCAGCACAAAGUAAUUUUAUAUAUGUAUAUAUGUAAAGAGAUAAAAUUAAUUUAUUUAGUUGAAGAUAGAUUUUGCGAAGCAUAAUUUUUGUGAUUUUAGACUGUAAGUUUUUAAUUCUUUAUAUUUUAAACUAUAGGUUCAAUUUCAAUAUAAUUGCCAUAAUGAGAUUACUUUUACUAACAGUAUAUUAUAAAAAAUACCAGCUACAAAUAACAAU